CAAUCUUACUUUGAAUGUUGAAGAUAGACUUCUCAGCGAGAAGUCGAGCUUUCGAGAAGUUUCAAACGUUGAUAACUUACGACACGAUACGUCUGUCCGGUUUUAUAGUAAGGUAAGGUAGUAGUAUUGAAUGCUGGAGUUCUACGAUUGAGACAUCAAGAUCUGUAGAAAAAGUGUUGAUUGCUGGUUGCAGGUGCUUUCCGCUGUCAGUUGUCAGCAUUUUCGGGAAUGAUCCAAUAAAAUUCAAUAUUUCAGAUUCGUUGAUUGUUGGUUCAUCAUAGUUGUUACUACCAAAACUACCGUACGGAUCCGUACCAAAGGAAGACCAGAAGACCCCCUCUCUUCACUUUCUUACUUACUUGUCUAAUUUCAACUACAGGUAGGUGCACUCCUAUUACCAUGACGUCUUAUACAAUGAGGAGUUUUCCAUUCCUACUAUUUGUGUCUUUGAUGGCACGGGCAGCGAAAACCACCGCCUUCACAGUGCCAGCAUGUACAACUUCCAGGAACGUCGUAGCCGGCGAACGUGCCACUUCAAACCARCGGGGACUGUCUAUGAGUAGCAGCAGUACUGGAGAGACGGAGGUCGAGAGACUCUUGCGAAUGGCGAGGGAGUUGCGUGCCCAAGCCGAGGAAUCCGAGAAAGAAGUUCACGAACAAUUGGCCGACAAGAAGGCAGAUCGCGAAACCCGCCUCGGCACACUGGUCAACCACCUCUUCUACGACGGAACCAAGGGCGAAGAUAUCGGGAAACCUGAGACAGCCAUUAACAAAAAGUCCGUUAUUGUCGAGCGACUUCGUUCCAAGAAACCAUCUACGGAUACGCUUGAGAAGCUCGUGGACUGGCUAGACGAUCGCAGGGAUGUUGCCCUCGGCAAUGAGCACGUUGAAUCGAGAGGUGAAAAGUUUGUAAGCGUUCGUAGCGAKAAGGAUGAUGCAGAAGCGGARCGGCUCAACAGUCUUACACUUCAGCUAUUGGAUGCCUUGGAACUAAUCGAUGACGAAAAAAGAAAAGAUGACGGCCACCUGGGAGGUGGGCACAACUCUGCAGAUCUAAGGCAACGCUUGAGCGAGAAACGCCGGAAGCGGGACGAGCAGUUCCUGGAACGCCAGGCGUCAUUUCGAGAAGCCCAAACCAUCAAARAGGGGAAAAGCAAGUAUGAAUACCACGAUGAAUUUUUGGACGAUCUAGAUUAAGACGAGUCGCCGGGAUCUUAUGAUUGCUUUCGCCGCUGUUGUCAUCUGGCACUUUCAACACAACAUCAAAUCGCAUUCAAUGGCCAGACUGCUUCGUCCUGUGMGCAACCUAGAUUAGAUCCAUUGCAUCGCACAGUACGCAAACAAUCUUGAUUUGAUGUCUUGAUAACUAGUACCGUAUUAUUUGCAUAUUGGAACCGCACAUUGC
Messenger RNA from Pseudo-nitzschia multistriata, 1405 nucleotides. Lineage: Eukaryota; Bacillariophyta; Bacillariophyceae; Bacillariales; Bacillariaceae. The record is from the annotation of a GenBank genome assembly.